GAAAUUAUUACUAUGGAGGAAAGGUAAAUAGGAAUAUUACAAUUUUGCCUCUAGAUUUUACGAAAUGCGCCAUGAAUGCAUUACUAUUGCAAAGCGCACUUCGUCCCUGCAUUCCGUCUUAUUCCUACAAUUACGGCUGCUGCUUGAGGGAGCCUCUGAGGAAAGGAAUCAGUGGGUGUCUGCUGCAAAAUAAGAUGAACCACAGUGGUUUAGAUUCUGAUGGUCGUGAGUUCAACAACUCCGACGAGAUGUGGAGAGAACAAGUCGGUGACCAAUCUAAGAAGACCGAGUGGUACACCAAGGGUGUUUCUUAUUGGCAGGGUGUAGAGGCAACAGUGGAUGGGGUGCUCGGAGGAUAUGGACAUGUGAAUGAUGCUGAUAUUAGGGGAAGUGAGGCAUUCCUUAAUACCCUUUUGUCUGAAAGGUUUCCUGAAACUAGCAUGAGUCGCCAUCUGGUUGCUCUUGAUUGUGGUUCAGGCAUUGGAAGGGUCACUAAGAAUCUGCUUAUAAGAUAUUUUAAUGAGGUUGAUCUUCAAGAACCUGUAUCUCACUUCCUGGAGGCCGCUCGAGAAAAUUUAGCUCCAGAAAAUGUAACGGUCUCAGACUCACAUAAGGCUGUCAAUUUUUUCUGCCUUCCUCUUCAGGACUUUACUCCAGAUGUGCAAAGAUAUGAUUGCAUAUGGAUUCAAUGGUGCAUAGGGCAUCUUUCUGACGAAGAUCUUGUAUCAUUCUUUAAGCGGGCAAAGGCUGGCCUCAAACCUAAUGGUUUUUUCGUUCUGAAGGAGAACAUUGCUAGAAGUGGGUUUGUGCUGGACAAAGAAGAUAAGAGCAUUACCAGAUCUGAUUCGUACUUCAAGGAGCUUUUCAACCAAUGCGGACUUCAUAUUUGGAAAAUGAAGGAUCAGAGUGGUUUUCCUGAUGAACUAUUUGCGGUGAAGAUGUAUGCAUUGGUUACUGAGAUGCCAAAGAGAGCUACAAGAUCCAGCAUGAGGAGGUCAAGAAACAGGCCUGGCCUCAUUAAGUGAGGAUCAUCAAUUCUUUGUUGCUGCCUAUUGCUAAUUGCAUUCUUCUCAUGAGUCAUAAUCAGAUUUGGAAUGAGGGCGGACCAUAGAAUUCAGCCAACCCGUUCCCGGGGCGUAAGUUCUGUCCUGGAAACAUUUCUCCCCAGCCCAGUGUAAGGUUUCUGACAGUAUAAUCUAUUCCAGGGGCUAUCUAUUCCACUGGUAUGAUGAGCAAGGCUUCUGACAGUAUUAUUUGUUGAGUUUCAUCUGAAAUAGAAGCUUAUGCUUCUCGUAUGCGAGCAGAGUGUAUGAUGUAUUAUUAUGAUAACAUUAUGAAAUUGACUUUCAUUUGGAAUAGUGGUUUUGUUGGUUGAUGUUGUAUCAUAGUUUGCUUAGGAAGAGUAGCGUUGGGACAAAGUUUUUGUCCAGAUAAUUAGCUCAGAACACAAUUCUAUUCUGUUACGCGAGGAAGAACUUGGUUCAAGAAUUAUUGCUCUUUUCUGUUGAUUUGUGAGAAAGCUGGAAGUUGAGGAAGAACUUGAUUCAAGAAUUCUUGCUCCUUUUCUGUAUCAAGAGUCACUGCAUCUUCAGUUGAAACAAUAAGAGAAUAAACCAAAUAUCACAGAAUACACUCCUAUCCAUGCUCAUAUAUAGCUUUCGAGACCUCAAUGCUGGUCUCAUGAACUUGGGAAAGGUUGAUUUCAUCCAACACUUCAGCUUCAUUUCAUCCAACACUAGAUCUACAUCCAAAAAUUAAUACCGACUAAAAUUGGGCCAAAACUCUGUCAUGAUUCUCUUGCAAUACAUCAAAACAUGUCCUUUUUUUUUUUUUUUUUUUUGAGAGAGAUUUGGUACUUGAGACCUGUAUUUUCUAACAAUUUAAAUGAGAUUAAAUACGCUACGCCGAGAAUCUGAUAAAAAAUUUCAAGAAAAACUAAUACUUUCAUGGUCUCUCCACAACUCGAUUUGAAAAUGAAAACAUCGUGCCGCCUCAGGAGAGUAUCUAAUUUCCUUGUCUUUAGAUAAUGCCCCCAUUCCAUAAAGUGGUGGACGAACAUAAUGGGGCAUUAUUCCACUGAACUUUAAAGUGAAUAAAGAAAUAAUUGGAAAUUAGUAAGUGUGUGUUAUUCAGGGGGAAAAAAAAAACAAAAAAAAAGAAAAAAAACCGUACCGUGAAUUCCAGUUGAACUAUAAUUUGUGCCACUCCAUCAAGAUCUCGUUUACCUACUACCACCACUGCCGUUCCCCCCUUAGAGCAAACCAACAGUUAUAGACGUUAUUAAUACGAUAGCUCUGUUUUCAGAGAUCUAAAUAUCUAAUUACCCUGCCUCAAAUUGGCAUAUAUAUAGAACGAAAAAUUCUUCACGAAUCUGAGUUGGAAAGCCUUAGAUCAAGCCUGCAAAACUCAUAUCUGUUGUAACCCCGAAGCUAAUCCCUACAAGUCUUGAACCCGGCUGUAUGUAUGCUUUCACUAUUUUUUAUUUCUUAUUUUUUGUAGGCUUUCAAUGAAAUGCAGAUCAAGGGAAAUGCUGUAAAAUGAAA
This is a messenger RNA of Oldenlandia corymbosa var. corymbosa, 2543 nucleotides long. The record is from the annotation of a GenBank genome assembly. NCBI's taxonomy places the organism in Eukaryota, Viridiplantae, Streptophyta, Magnoliopsida, Gentianales, Rubiaceae.